Molecule: messenger RNA, 4643 nt
Organism: Sander lucioperca (pikeperch)
Lineage: Eukaryota; Metazoa; Chordata; Actinopteri; Perciformes; Percidae
Gene: exoc3l4
Product: exocyst complex component 3-like 4
Exons: 14
Coding region: 266-2647 (793 amino acids)
Biological process (GO): exocyst localization; exocytosis
Cellular component (GO): exocyst
Molecular function (GO): SNARE binding
Source: RefSeq, a predicted model, not a curated record
CUAGCUAAUCACAGCAGAGGCAGGGAGCUCUUGUCAUGUGAUUUGCUUGCUUUUCUUGAAACUGGCAGCCCUUCUUUUAAAGCUUUCUUUUCAAACCCAGGACAGGCUCCUCCAGGUAAAUUCCCAAACCGGCUUUACAGUAAAGGUAGAGAAAGUGAAAGCAUAAAGUUUCAGAGUGAAGGACAUAAAAGAGCGGAAGCUGAGAGCUGCCAGAGUCCUGAGCUACGCAGGUGGAUGUCAUAUUUAACGGUACGAGAAGUCACAAAUGAUGGACAAGUCUACUGAAAACCCAGACGAGGAGGACAGAGUGUCCCUCAAGAGCAACGGGAACACGGCGAGCAAUGGGGGCACAAAGGAGACGCUGGGCAGGCUUCAGUCGUUCAGGAGGAGCAUCCGGCGGGCGGCCGAGAAGAGCCCGCUGUCGUCCGGAGGAAAGUGGGCAAAGAUCACCACUGGCACCGAGUCAGGGUCACAACCACCUCCGUCUCCCAGUCUAAGUGCUGUCUCUCCGGUCACGUCUCCUCUGAAGAACAUCGGAGGCCUUUUCUACAAAAAAGAGGAAGACGACAGUGACGGCGCUGCACAAAAAGGCAAAGGUCUGACACGCUCAAAGACAGAUCCAAACAUGGCCGGGUUCGGGGACUCUCUCAUGAAAAAAGGAGUGUCAUUUCGCCGAAGCCUGAAAUUCAAGAAACCCAGCAAACUGGAGGCAGCCGUGCUCGUCUCUGAAGGCUCGCUGGAGGAGAGGAAGGAGGAGCAAGAGGAGGAGGAGGAGGAGGAGGUGUGGGAAGAGUUAGAGGAGUCGUACACGCUGCCAGAAAUACCCCACACACCACUGUCAGUGAUGCAGAUCAAUAACCUGAUAGAGACGGAGGUGCUGGAGGAGGCUCACCUGAACCUGCUCGCCCUGCGCCAGGAGUUCCAGCAGGAACGGGAGCGGUGUGGCGAGGACUCCCCUUUGGAGCUGGCCAAGAAGGAAAAAGACCUCAACCUCCUUUACGGAAACCUGAGGGACAAAGUAAACAACAUUGUGCGCGACUCCAACUCCCUUCCCUCCAGGAACAAGGGGCUGCUGGUACCCGUGGCACGCAUCAUCCAAGAGGAGGACAGGCGAGCGGGGGAACCCGGCGGGCUGCAGGGCGGCUGGCUGGAGGCCUGGAGGGAGGCGGUGGGGGAGGGAGUGCAGUUGAAGGUGCAGAGCGCUCACCUGGAGACCAGGGAGCAGAACCCUUCCUGGCUGGCAGUCCAUCUGGCCCUGCUGGGUAAGAGCAUCGUGGAGGAUUUGGAGAAGGUGAAGAAAGAGCUGCGAUGGUCGUACCCACCCAGCUUUCAAGUCUUCAGCACCUACGUGAGGAGUUAUCACCGAGUGGUCGGGCAGCACCUGAAGAAGCUGGAGCCGCAGGUGACGGAGCUGAAGGACCUGUACGCUCUGCUGGACUGGAUCAUCAACCACUACAAGAGCGAGAGGAUCAUGGGAAGUCCCUCCCUACAGCCGGACAUGAAGGAUGAGAGCGCUGAUCUGCAGCUGCAGGACGGCCUGCUGAAGCAGCUGAAAGUCAAGUACUGCUGCAAAGUGAAGGAGGACAUGAAGUCUUCCCUGGACAGAGUCAUUGAACUUGAAAAUGAGGAAGUUUGGAAGGACAGAAGGUCCCCCAAGAAGGAGGAGGACUUCCUCAAUUCUCCAUUUCACAUGGACAUCUGGACGAAUGUGAAGGGGAAUGCUAUAAACUCUCGACGGAUUGAUGCUCAGCUAGAACAGGAAGUGAUCUCCUCCUGCCUCCAAGCGUUGAAAGAGUUCCCCAAGAGAUUUGAGGUGGAGUUCAGUCGUCACUGCGGCGCUCUCAGACCGCAGCCUCUUUGGACCGAGUACCACAUUACAUACAUCAACAGCUUCUCUGCUUUACAGCAGCACAUGGACGGGUACCAGGACACCUGUGAUAGAGAAGUGGAAGGCUUCAGGAAGGAGGCCAAGUGGCUGAUUAUCAGGCUCAUACAGGUGCUGGAGGACCAGUACAAAGACGACGUCAAGCCGUACCUGAGAAGAAUGAUGACGAGGAAGUGGCUCACCAACGACGAAGACUUUAAGCAGCUUUACAGUCUGACGGAGCUGCUUUCUGAACACUGCGCUCUGAUGAGGCCUCCACAUGUCCAGGAGUUAGCGAGCCGACUGCACUACCACGUGGUGAGGGAGUACGUCGGCCAGCUGAUGAAGAAUAACUACUCGUGCAAGAACCGGAAACACGAGAAGGCGGCGAGUAAGAUCCAUGUGCAGUGGGGAAGACUCAGAGAUCUGUUUGAGGACAUGAAGUCGACUCAUGAGUGGCUCUACGCUGUAGGAGACGACCUGAGCAACAUCAUCAUACAGAAAAACAAGGCAGACAUAAAGCUCCAUCUGCAGCCUUUGGUGGAGCAUUACCCCGACUUCAGCAGGAAGCACCUGGUUGCUGUCCUGUACUUCAGAGGUCUACUGAGAGGCCGCGAACACCAGCUCAUUCUCCAACAGUUCACGGAGCUCAAAAAGAAACUGGGCAGCGGCGGCGGCGACAAGAACCGAGUUUUAUUCUAUGACAUGCAGGUCACCGUCAACACAGACUGCUUCUCCAAUCUGCCUUUCUCCUGCCUCAGCUUCCUGCUGCCCGACAACUAGUGCAGCGUGGAGGACGAGUCGCUGAGUGGAGGAAAACCAAAAGCUCCAGAGGUGGACUUGUGACAGAAAAAGUUACAGUUUUUUAAGCUGGUUGACACAAAUUAAGGUCCUUGCUCUCAAACACAGCCAUCUAAACUCAAACAAACUGCAGCUUUGGCACAGAAUUAGGUAUAUUCCAUGUUUCUCAGGCGAAUACUUCACAAUCUACUCAUCACUACCUCGUUGACAGUAGAUUUAUAUAUAAUUCAACCUUGCACAUAAUUCACAGACUUACAUAUGAUUUAAAGGAUGAUAACUUUCAAAUGUGUAACUUAUUCUGAGCACACAUAGCUGGUCAUCUGUGUGACAUCAUCAUCAUCUCUCUCUCUCUUUCACUCGCUGUCUGUAAGCUGCUCACAUUGUUCGCCUCCUUCUAAAAUGUUAGGAACACUUAAAAACCAGAAAACACAAGACGUUAUACAUUUUGUGUUGCUCCAUUAUUUCUGAGACCAGAAAUGUUGUUUCACUCUGAUAUUCUGUCAAACAGACCAGCGGGCGUUUCCAACGCGGGACAUUUGUUUGUAAUGUUUUGUGUUUGACAAAGUGCAGCGUGAACAUUAACCCAACCAAAUGAAAAAUGCAACAAUGUUGCAACUUCAACCCCAAAUUGUACCGAGGCUACUGAACUAGAGGUGUGAAAGCACCCUUAUAUAGAGAGGCAAAGUCCCUCCCCUUCCACUAGGCCACCAUGGGACCUUUUUUUUGGAAAAAAUAUGUAUGGCUGUAAACAGUGAGGGACAAAUCAUUGUUUUAAUCCUGUUUGAAUUGUGCCAUGAAUUGCACAAUGCACAUAUGAUGUUCGUCAAUUUAAAAGAUAAUUUAGCUAGUCAAGAAAGUCAGUUUGUGGUAAAACUGUGACUUUCUUAACUUACUUAAAAAUGAAUCUAAUAACACAUGGCCACUGUUUUUACACUAAUGACGAGGGAACUUCUUUUCUUCUAAAAGCAAAAAAGAUGUCUCCUCUCACACACUGACAAAUAGAAAUUCCACAUGUUACUACUUACAAAGCAUAUUAAAUGUGACGCAUGUAGUGUGUUACUCACAUUACAGUAAGUGUUUCCAGCAUUGUGAGCAACUGAGGAAAACUUUUCACCAACUAAUCCAGAUAAUAUUCACUCACAAAGGUUGUGUAAGCUUCGUGAGUGAAGGAAUGUGAAUAUCUGAGCAGAAGGAACAAAUAAAACUCAGGUUUCAACAACUUCAACAAUUAUACAGUGCUGUUGUCUUUUUUGACGGCUGUGUUGGACCUUUGUUUGAGUCAGAUCAACUGAUAAAAACUGUAGGAAACUCUUUGAAUGUGAAUGUGUCGUGUGCUGCAAGCUACUGUAGCGGAUGGUACCAGACUGUGUACGGGACAUUUAUCAUGUAUGAGCACUCCAAAUUGUCUCCAUAUGGCUUUAAUAUGAAGAUUUUCUUUAGUGAAAUAUGUUGCUAUUGCUCCUAUUGUCUAAGCUUAAUGUGAUUUUUCUUUGCACAUUUUAUCUAUUAAUUUAAUCAUAAAUCUGUUUUGUGUUUGUAAAUAGUUUAUGUAAGUGAUUGUCAACUGGGAGACGGGUGAAGAGUUGAGUAUCUCAGCAUCAGGGUUUUUAAACUGUUUGUGACCUGUGACACCUGGUUAGGUACCAAGGUUCUUAUGAAUUUAAAUAUGUAAUGCUUCUGUUAGAUUUUCCCAUCAGUGUAAAAGAAGGCUGAAUGGAUUAGAGAGAAAAUAUAACCUAGAACCUAUUUAAUCUUUUUUUUUUAAUAAAACACAUGAAACACAUUUAGCCUCAUGAAUCUCCCACGACUCCAUCUGCAUGUUUAGAAACCCAGAUAGACAGCAGGAAGCGUUUCAACCCUCAUAAGUAACAUUAAAAACUUCAACGUCAUUUUUUAUGUCAAUGGUCAAAUGUAAAAUCUUGAAAUGUUGGCUAUCUGUGGAUUCACUUUAAAUAUAUUGUCACUGACCUUAAAAAAA